AUGGCCAAAUCCAAGACCCUGGCUAAGAAGGCCGGGAAGGCGACCGAGGCGCCUCUCACCACCAACACCACGAAUGGUACACCCUACCAGCUUGAUCCGUCGCAAGUCGAGCGCGCGGCGAAGGCGCUCGUUGCGCACAUGAAGAAGCAUGUCGAGGAAAAGCAGCAAGAGGCACCAAAGAAGAGCUUGGCGGCCGACGAGGACGAGGCGGAGGAGGUUGACGAGCCCAUCUUCCUCAGCCUGGCGACAAAAAAGCAGAUCGGCAACACUAAGAGCUUGAAGCCUGUAGCCAUCAAACUACCUCACCCUAUCAUCGCAAACGAUGUCCGGAUAUGCAUCUUCACCAAAGAUCCCCAGAGAGCAUACAAAGACCUUGUCGCAUCUGACGCUUUCCCGGAAGCCCUUCGCGGAAAGGUGCAACGUGUGCUCGGCGUGGACAAGCUAAAGAAGCGAUACAAGGCAUUCGAGCAGAAGCGUGCACUCCUCGCUGAGUACGACGUUUUCAUGGUCGACGAUCGCGUAAUCAAGAUUGUCGCAGAAUGCCUAGGCAAAACCUUUUACAAGAGCAAGUCAAAGCGCCCAAUUCCGGUUCGUCUUACUGCAGGUGCAUACAUCGACAAGAGCGCAAAGAAGGACGCGAAGGAGCCACAAAACGUCGUCGGAACACCACAAGGUGUAGCAAAGGAGAUCGAGUCGGCUCUUCACUCGACCUACCUGAGCAUGAGCCCAUCCGCCAACACCUCUAUCAAGAUCGGCAACCUUUCCAUGACUUCUCAGCAGAUCGUUGAGAACACUGUCGCUGUUGUUUCCGAAGUUGUCAACAAGCACGUUGGCCAGGGCUGGCGCAACAUUCGCAGUUUGCAUGUCAAGGGUCCUGCGACCAAGGCUCUACCUAUCUGGCUCGCUGAUGAGCUGUGGGCUGAGCCUGAGCAAGUUCGCGACGCACCAUACCACGGUGCCAUCACAGAAGGCACGCCCAAGGGCAAGUCCGCAGAGCGCAAGAGGAAGUGGGAUGAGUGGGAAGAAGAGAUGCUCGACGAGGAGGAGCUUGCCGCGAAGCAGGCCAGGAGAGAAGCUAAGAAGGCCAAGAAAACAGAGAAGAAGAGCUCAAUUAGCAAGGAGAAGCGCAAGGCCAUGAAGCAGGAUGCGCUCCAGUCGACAACCGCUGAAAUGCUUCGAUUACUUCCGCUCUCGACACUCUUACUCGUGACGCAGACAAUCGCGUCGCCACUUACACGGAGCGACUCCAAGCCACUUCCUUUGCUCAUCUGGCAUGGCUUAGGCGACAACUAUGCUGCAGACGGUCUGCACAGCGUCGGUGACCUCGCAAACGAGACAAACCCUGGCACAUAUGUAUACUACAUCCGGCUCGACGAAGACGCCGGAAGUGAUCGAACAGCGACGUUCCUCGGCAAUGUUACCGAGCAGAUUGCGCAAGUCUGUGACGACAUCGCGAAACACGAGGUUUUAAGCAGGGCGCCAGGUCUGAACGCGCUAGGUUUCUCGCAGGGUGGGCAGUUCCUCCGCGGACUGGUAGAGCGCUGCGGCGACCGUAUAAACGUCAAGAAUUUGGUCACCUUUGGCAGCCAACACAACGGUAUUGCAAAAUACCAGCUCUGCAAAGAUGGAGACUGGCUAUGCAAGGGCUAUAUCAACUUACUUAAAGCUAACACCUGGGGCGCAUGGGUACAAGGUCACCUCGUUCCAGCGCAGUACUUCAAAGCCACCAACGAGACAACCGGCGAACCUACGGAAGAGUAUCUCGAAGCCUCCAACUUCCUCGCUGACAUCAACAACGAAAGGGUGCUCAAGAACGUCACUUACGCGAAAAACCUCGCUGCAUUGGACAACUUCGUCAUGUAUGUCUUCGAGGACGACACCACUGUUAUACCGAAGGAGUCGGGUUGGUUCGCGUAUACGAACACCACCAGCAAUGAGGUCACGGAUCUGAGGGACCGCGACAUCUACAAAGAGGAUUGGAUUGGGCUCAAGAAGCUUGACACGAAGGGCGGUCUACACUUCAAGACUACAGAGGGUGGUCACAUGGAUUUGGGGGAUAAGGUGCUGAUAGAUGUCUUUAAGACCUAUUUCGCGCCGGAGAAGACGGUCUGGAGCGACAUUAUCGACGAGAUCCAAGAGAUUAUUGAGUUAUAA
Messenger RNA from Alternaria burnsii, 2154 nucleotides. RefSeq names its product ribosomal l1 domain containing 1. The record is from RefSeq and is a predicted model, not a curated record. The transcript has 3 exons. Bases 1 to 2154 code for a protein of 717 amino acids. Gene Ontology annotation, cellular component: lysosome. Lineage: Eukaryota; Fungi; Ascomycota; Dothideomycetes; Pleosporales; Pleosporaceae. Gene Ontology annotation, molecular function: thiolester hydrolase activity; palmitoyl hydrolase activity.